Spodoptera litura is the source of this 514-nucleotide messenger RNA. The record is from RefSeq and is a predicted model, not a curated record. Lineage: Eukaryota; Metazoa; Arthropoda; Insecta; Lepidoptera; Noctuidae.
AUAAAGUACACAUUCCGAAAAUUACUUCGUCCUACGCAACUUCAAACGCACCAAAAAUGUACAAAAUUUUCGUCACCUUCAUCGUCGCCAUGAUGAUUGGAAUGAGCAUCCAACAAGGACCAAGUGCGCAAAUUGGUAUAGGCGGCAGUCAAGAAGCAUCUGGCAGUGUUGCUGGUAGUGGAAGUGGCAGCCUCUCUUCUGGUGGUCCAGGAGUCAAUGGUUCAUUUGGAUUGGGUGGAAACGAGGGCCUCAAUGGAAAUGCGAGCUUGGGCGGCAGUUUGGGCUGAUUAAGGGGAAAGAACUACGAACAUCAGCAAGAAGAGAAGACACCAUGUUGAAUAUUAAACCAAUUGUAUUACGUCACAAAUCAAACGCAAUCAUAAAAAAAAUGUACAAAAAUAAACUCUAUAAUAAAGUUCUAUACAGUUGAUUAUCGACUGCUAGUCAAUUUUUAGUUAAUGUAAAAGUACGCACAAUGUAAGCACCAUUAUUUUGUUAAUAAAUAUUUCUUGAC